Messenger RNA from Exophiala xenobiotica, 1773 nucleotides. RefSeq lists its product as uncharacterized. The coding region runs from base 1 to 1515 and encodes 504 amino acids. Gene Ontology annotation, molecular function: protein binding. The record is from RefSeq and is a predicted model, not a curated record. The transcript has a single exon. NCBI's taxonomy places the organism in Eukaryota, Fungi, Ascomycota, Eurotiomycetes, Chaetothyriales, Herpotrichiellaceae.
AUGGCAGAAGUAGCAGCAGCCCUUUAUGCGGCAGAAACAGUCGUCGAAGGCGCCGCAGUCGGUGCAUUGGCAGUGUCCAGGUCGACGGCGCCUUUACAUCUGAACUUUCGGAAGAUAGCUCUCCCAACCAGUGAGAAAGGACUGGCAAGAUCAGGACAUACUCUGAAUAUCGUCAAAGGGAAAGCCUACAUCAUUGGUGGUCGUCAAGACGACAACACUGUUCUCGCUGUCACUCUACCAGUUGCCUCGUCCACAGAUGGUGAAGGAGAUUUGACUCCCCAGGAUGUCGAGAAUGUUCAACCCCAAUACCGAAACGACAACCGUCCGCUUGCACCCCACGACGGCUCUGAAGAAACUAGCAGCUCGAGGUUCACCUUCAACAGAGCGGGUCAUACAACAACUGCAAUUGGCGACAAGCUGUAUAUCUGGGGAGGCAAAGGCUCGACAUCCGAUCAACCUCCAGAAGACGUACCUGCACAAUCGUCGGACCACUUUGUGGUUUUCGAUGUUUUGACCAACACUUACAACAUCCUGACGGCCGACCCAUCCAAGUGUCGCGAAGGUCUUCCCCCGCCAAGGACAAAUCAUACGGCAACAUCCUCACCACAUCCACAACCUGGUUCACUUCCAGAUGGCCCAACGACCGACGCCCACGGCACGAUCUUCAUCCACGGCGGCAGCUCUGAUUCUCCAGGCGGUGCAUCUUUGGAUACAGAUCUGCGAGACACGUGGGCAUUUGAUAUUGGAGCACGAGUAUGGACUCGUCUACCGGACAUACCUGACCCAGGGCCAUCCGAGAUAGCCAACGAGGGCAGGAUUGCCUAUGUCAAUGGACGUCUAUGGAGACUCGGCGACGGCUUCGGACGCGCGAUGUAUCUAGAACUCGCGGAGCAUGACUCUCAUCCACAUCCCAACACAAAUCUCCCUGGCGGUCCAAACACAAACGAUGCAUCGGUGCUGGGUGUUGGCUUGAAGGGCGACGGAAAGUGGCAAGUAAUCAGUUUCGGCACAGAAGCGACAGACCCGGGUGGUCCUGGAGGCACCAGCAGCGCGAGCACCAAUGCGUCUCAACUCCCCAUGCCCAGACUUUCCGCUGGUCUUGUGCCUAUAACCACGGGCGCCGGUCGACAAUAUUUGGUCUAUUUCAUGGGCCGGGAGCUCAAGACUGGUGGGUUAAACGACUUCUGGUCAUUCCAAAUACAGUCCGAAGAGGCCUCGGCCGCCAGCAUCAAGGACAAAGUGCGGGACAUGGUGAGCAAAGCAAAGACUUCCUGGGACUCGGGCAAGCAUACCUGGGCGAAAUGUGAGCUGGCCAAAGAGGACACCAAGAAGGAGACUCAACAGCACCAAGGCGACAGCGCAAUAGGAAAGGAGUCUAGCGGCGGUUGGCCGGAAGGACUGUACGACUUCGGCUGUGACGUCUGGAAUGAUCAAGGAGGACACGUGUUUGUGAUCUGGGGAGGUAGGAGAGAUGAGGAAGUCGUGGACGAGGGAUGGGUUGUGACAGUGCAAUGAGGCUCGCAGUGGCUCUUUCAAUUGAUUCUAGUCGUUGAUCCGGAUGGUACAUGACUUCAGUACUGCGUAGCUGGGUCGAGUUGAGCCGGGAAAACUCAUUUGCUUCGCUGCACGGUGGGCCUUGAGCAUUCCGAAAAGGGGCACGACAACGCAGGUGCGAAUCUGGACGUGGGUGAAAAUGUACAAUACUGCGUCGCAAAAGAUACUGGGACCGGUCCAACCAGGGAGGAAAAGUGCGAGUCAAUGGAUAGAAUGAUA